UAGUGAUGUACAUGAAAUCCCAAUUAGUUUAUUUAAUGUUAGUCGGUGUGGCUGUUUUAGCUCAAACAUCCUGGGCCUUAAAAGAAGAAGACUGUGAAGUUUGUAUCAAAACUGUUAAACGUUUUGCCGACACUUUAACUGAUGCCACCAAAAAAGAUUACAAAUUGAUUGAGGCCGAAUUUAAAAAGUUCUGUAAAACACAAAAGAAUAAAGAACAAAGAUUCUGUUACUACUUGGGCGGUUUGGAAGAAUCUGCUACAGGUAUUUUGAAUGAAAUGUCUAAACCCUUAAGUUGGUCCAUGCCUGCCGAUAAAGUUUGUGAGAAAUUGAAGAAGAAAGAUGCUCAAAUUUGUGAUUUACGUUAUGAAAAACAAAUUGACUUGAACGCUGUCGAUUUGAAAAAGCUCAAAGUACGUGAUUUAAAGAAAAUUCUCAACGAUUGGGAUGAAGAAUGUGACGGUUGUUUGGAAAAGACCGAUUUCAUUAAAAGAAUAGAAGAACUGAAACCCAAAUAUGUUAAAACUGAAUUAUAAGAUUAAAUCACAAACAUAAUACACAAUUAAAAAAAACAAAAAAGACUUGAAUUAGUUAAAUAAAAACCAACAAAAAACAAAAACGUA
Molecule: messenger RNA, 620 nt
Organism: Lucilia cuprina (Australian sheep blowfly)
Lineage: Eukaryota; Metazoa; Arthropoda; Insecta; Diptera; Calliphoridae
Gene: Manf
Product: mesencephalic astrocyte-derived neurotrophic factor homolog
Exons: 5
Coding region: 6-533 (175 amino acids)
Biological process (GO): dopaminergic neuron differentiation; neuron projection development
Cellular component (GO): endoplasmic reticulum
Molecular function (GO): calcium ion binding
Source: RefSeq, a predicted model, not a curated record